Patiria miniata (bat star) is the source of this 1557-nucleotide messenger RNA. RefSeq names its product blastula protease 10-like. Gene Ontology annotation, biological process: molting cycle, collagen and cuticulin-based cuticle; proteolysis. Gene Ontology annotation, molecular function: zinc ion binding; metalloendopeptidase activity. The transcript has 12 exons. NCBI's taxonomy places the organism in Eukaryota, Metazoa, Echinodermata, Asteroidea, Valvatida, Asterinidae. The record is from RefSeq and is a predicted model, not a curated record. Bases 1 to 1557 code for a protein of 518 amino acids.
AUGAAGUUGUGCGUUCUUCUUGGAGCGGUUCUGGCGGUCUGCCACUUGGUGGCUGGCCGUAGCAAAGACUACAGAAUGGCGAAGGGAAAAGUUCUCCAAGAGCUCCACGGGACCGGGUCCGUUCGGCCCGAGCCGGCGGAGGAGAUCGACGACACGGUGGGUGCGUUCCAGUCGGACAUGCUACUGACUCCCAAACAGAUGCAGGAAGUAAUGGAGCUGAUCGAAGAGGGCAAGUCUGGAGUCGACAAGCGGAAAGCCGUCGCCUACCUGAGCUACCGAUGGCCACAGAACAUGGUGCCUUAUGAGUUUGAUUCUUCCUCAGAGGCCGACCGAGACGCCAUCAUGGCAGGCAUGAGUCUGUGGAGCGAAGAGUCUUGUGUUCAAUUUGUCCCGUACUCGGCACAGGUUGCCUCAAGUCUGGGCCAUGAGAAUCGUAUCCAGUUCUACAAAGGAUCAGGCUGUUCAUCUUAUGUGGGCAUGAUCGGAGCAGGUGCACAGCAGGUUUCAAUUGGAAACGGAUGCACAGGAGCAGGUACUAUUGCCCACGAGAUCGGGCAUGCGCUCGGCUGGCAUCACGAGCAAUCCCGGCCGGACAGAGACGAGGCGGUCACUAUCAACUAUGACAACGUGCAGCCUGGCAGGGAGAUCAACUUCGCCAAGUAUUCCACUGCGCAGAUCAGCACCCAUGACGUGCCCUAUGACAUCAGCUCCAUCAUGCAUUACGGCAGUGGGUAUUUCAGCGCUAAUGGGGAGCCUACUAUCGUGGCUCUUGAUCCUGUCGACCAAUUCCUGAUGGGAAACAGGGCCGACUUCAGUUUCUAUGACAUGAAACUGGCUAACAUCAUGUUUGGCUGUAGUGAUCAUUGUAACACCAAUCUGCAAUGCCAAAAUGAGGGAUACAUCGGAAAGGACUGCACUUGUGUCUGCAAGCCUGGUUACAGCGGAACCCACUGUGAAUCGUUCAAUCCGGAUAGCUUGGGAUGCAUCCGCAAGAUGACUGCUUUAACUGGUACCCUGGAAUCAUCCGGAUAUCCGGCACAAUAUCAAAAUAAUGCGGUCUGCGCUUGGCAAAUCAUGGGUGGGGCAGGUUCCACCAUCUCGCUAUCUUUUGAAGCAUUUAGUUUGGAGACUGAUGCGACCUGUCGCUAUGAUAAGCUGACUGUACGCGCAGGCACUGACAUCUCUACCGGCGGACAAGUGUUCUGUGGUACCACCAUCCCGCCAGAAAUCGAGUCAGUCGGUAACCAGAUGUUGGUGAUUUUCUCCUCUGAUAAUAUCAUCACUGCGCCAGGAUUCCAGGCCAACUACGUCAUCCAUGGCAACACCGUAGCAACCAAUGCCCCGCCCCCUCCUUUUCCAGCCAUAACCACCAAGCAACCAGCUGUGGCCACUACUCGUGCCCCUACAAAUUGUGAGGUGAUUCCUGGUACAUGUGGAGGCACUUAUGGCAAUGCUGGCUGCAUCGCGUCUCCGAACUAUGGCGAAGGUACUUACAACAGCGAUGAAGAGUGCAUCUACAACAUCGAGACGAGAACUAAAUUACUGUCUGACCGCUAA